Antechinus flavipes (yellow-footed antechinus) is the source of this 1481-nucleotide messenger RNA. RefSeq lists its product as uncharacterized. NCBI's taxonomy places the organism in Eukaryota, Metazoa, Chordata, Mammalia, Dasyuromorphia, Dasyuridae. The coding region runs from base 378 to 1373 and encodes 331 amino acids. The transcript has 7 exons. The record is from RefSeq and is a predicted model, not a curated record.
CAGACUAGGGGUUUGUGACAGAGAAACUUGGUCAUCAUUCAGCAGCAGCAGGUUUACACCUACUAGAGAGGAGAGCUUGGAAAACUAAGAAUUUAAAGAAAGCCCCUUUUUUCCUCUGUACCCAAGUGGCCCAUUUCUUCCUUACAAUGGAAAGAAUCAAGUUCACUCGGUGUUCUUUGAGGCACAGAGGAGUCACUUCUCUACAUUUACGAUGCAUCCAAGGUUAUGAUUAGUUGCAGGCAAGACUAAGAAGGUUAGCAUCUAGUAACUUACACGGAACAUUCCUUGACUCCUAUCAAGCCUUCACUGUAUAACAAAUGCUGUUGUUUAAAAAAUAGAAGAUCUGCACUUUUAUAACGGAAACAACAAUCCAAGUUAUGAAUUCUACUAAAGAAAAUACAUUCCUCAGCAAUUUUCACCCUGCAAGGAAAAGGGUCUCAGAUAAUCCCUUUUUAAAUUCGUACCUGAAAAGAAACAAUGUCAGCGAUGACGAGAAGUUCCAAGCCUACAAAAGGGUUGAAGAUGAUGUCGGUGUGCCAAACAAAAAAAGGAGGCUCCUUUAUGAAACCCCUGUUUUACCUCCCAGCACUUCUGGUUUGGUAAGAAAAGUAGAUGUUCGAAGAACAUACUUACAGAAGCCACUGAUAACAGAAACAACACAGCCUCAAACAGCAGACGUGAUCUCACAAACUACAGAAGACAAAAACUCCUCCCUUGCCUGGAUGGAUUCCCAAGAUGAACAGGGAAGAAAGGAGGAAGAAAAUCUAUUUGGCUCUUUAAAAAAAAUGAUUAAUGAAAACCAAGAGCUAAGGAAAGAAAAUGCAAAAAUGAAGCAAAUACUUGUAGCACUCCAGAAUUCUGUCCCAUUCAGAUUGUUUUCUCCUGAGGUACAAGAUUCAACAGUACAUUACUUACGCCUCAUUCUGCAGCAUUUGGAAAAAGCAGUUAGCAUGAGUUUUUUUCAACUAUCCCCAAAUGAAGACUCAAGCAAUAAGGAGAAAAAUGAAGAGCCUUUGGUUACUGAUCCUAAUCAUUCAGAGGCAUACUCUGAAGUACUGUUGGACCCUAAUAAACUGUAUAAUGUACUGCAGAAGGCAAAGCAGCAUAAAUUUCGUCAAGAAUUCGUCUUGUUAAGUGAACUUAUAGAUCUGUUGUUCAGUCCUCGGGAGUUGGCAGAAGCCUAUGGAUUGGGCCUGAAAGGGAAGGAUGCAAGAAAAUGGACCCUUGACAAAGUUAAAAUGUCAGCUUGUGAAGAAUAUAUGAGGUACAUUUGCUCUACAGAAGGUUGGAAAGUUCCAAGUCAGAAGGAUUUCCAUAAAAUUUUCACAACAAAGAUAGAAAAUGCCCGGUGGAAUCUAAAACACAGCAUAUAGAAAACCUCCUGAAGAUGCACCCUUCUUUCUUCCCAUCAUUCUACUCUGUAACACGUUAGCCCAAAAGAAAUUUAGAUAAUUAAAUAAAAGGAAGGUUCCAGGCUGUAA